AUGCAGAUAGUGACCAAGCUGCUUUUGCCGGCCUUGGCGCUAGCUGGGAAGGAGCUAAUCUUCCCGCUGGGAGAGCUGACGGACUCGCCGUUCGACUUUGGCACAAGCGUCCUGGACGAUGUGAAAAUGUGUUACAAGCCGGGGAAUACUCCUCCUGUGCAGCAGCCGACGAUGCCGAUGAAGGGUGUUUAUUUAGAGAGUUGGAACGGAGACGCGGCUUUGAACGGGGUGGCAUGGAACUUGAUAACGCACGCGUACAUUUCAUUUGGGGCGGCUACAGUGCGUUGUGGUGUGAAGGUGACGGACGACGUGAAGGAGUUUACGAAGAAGGCGUUGGAAUUGGCGGAGAGCAACUCAGGUGACAAGCGUCCGUUGGUGAUAUUGGCGGUGGGAGGUUGGGCGGAUACACGGCAUUUCAGUUGGUGUGCAAGCAACUCUAAGCGUCGGUCUAAGUUGGUGAACGCUUUACACGACAUAGUUGAAGAGCUUGGUAUAGAUGGUGUUGACUUUGAUUGGGAGCAUCCUCGGUUAGGAGGAUGUUUGGGUCCUGACAAAGACGAUGAGGAGGUAACGAAUUGUGAAGGGAGUAAGACUAACUGGAUGGAUUAUUGUGAGAAGCCUAAAAAUUGGGCUUUUCACAAUAAGGAUGAUAUUGUCGGUUACAGCCAACUAUUAGCGGAGACACGUCUGGCAUUAGGUUGGAAAAAGCAUAUAUCAUUUACAGUUGGUAUAGGCGGCCAAUUAGAUGGUGGUUGGGGUGAGUUACCUGAUAGGUUUAAUUUCGGCGAUAUGUGUAAGUAUGCUAAUUUCAUGCAAAUGAUGAGUUACGAUUAUUUCGGUAAUUGGAAUGACCCAGGCAUCACAGGGCACCAGGGUGCCUUGUUCUGUGACCAGGAGGAUCCGGCUCAAAUUAAUGAAUGGGCACGCGGACCCUGGGAACCUAUGACGGCGGACGGGAGUUUUUGCGAUGGCGGAACCUCAGGACAGAAAAACAACGGCUACUACCCAAGCGCCUGUCCACCUAACCGAGUGGCCAUAGGACUGCCAGCUUACGGCCGCGGAUUCUGCGGCGUUAACUCCUCCACCUCCGGUGAAUAUGAACCCUUUACACCUUGCGACGUAGACUCCACAGAAACACCCGUCUUUGCCAACUACUGGCAAAUCAAGGAAUGGGAAUCAGAUGCGGCCUACACUACCUACUUUAACAAGCGCACACAGACGCCUUUCCUUUACAACAAAGAGAAGCAAUAUUGGAUCUCGUAUGCCAACACUGAAGGACUCACUAACCUCACCAAAUACGCCAUGUGUCGUGGCAUGGGAGGUGUCUUCUUCUGGGCUGCCUCUGGUGAUUCCGCAGGCGAGCUGCAAAUAGCAGCAUUCAAGGCCGUGGACGACCAGAUGGGUACUACCGGUAGUUACUCCGAAUGCCACGCAAAGGUGUCCGGCGGUAUUGACGAGACCAUCGACUAUCAACGUACCAUAACCGCAUCUGCGGCUAAAAACCCUAGUCCCACUUACACCACCGACACAUUGGUUGCCUCCUGCUGUCCGAAUUGUGACCCCAAACCUGCUGAUGAACCUUCUGACCUCGUCGCGGGUUACAACGGAUUCAAUCAAGUGAACCCUGCUACGCUACCUUCAGACCCUGGCGAUGACCCAGAUCCCGGCUCCCUACCCGAUCCCUGGAGCCCCGAAGAUGACACCGGCCGGACAGACGACGACUCCGAUUCUGACGACGACUCCCAGUGCGGUCUACCCGGCUCCUGCGAUAACACAAACACACCCGAUGAUAGUCAUACCUACGACCCAGACAACCCUGACAACUCCACUGACCCAACAUCUGCUCCCACCGACCCCACCGACAAGAGCGAUGCAACUGAUGCCACCGACGGCACGUCCGCGCCCACCAACAAUAGCAAUUGGGUCACGUUCUUCCCCGACACAGGAAGCGGUAACGGAAACGGAUCCACCCAGGUCAAGUCUAUCGUCACGGGACUUACCGUCGGUGCAGCCGUGGCUAUCGCGUACCUUGUACACAGGAACUAG
Gregarina niphandrodes is the source of this 2046-nucleotide messenger RNA. RefSeq names its product glycoside hydrolase family 18 protein. The transcript has 3 exons. Gene Ontology annotation, biological process: chitin catabolic process; carbohydrate metabolic process. The coding region runs from base 1 to 2046 and encodes 681 amino acids. Gene Ontology annotation, molecular function: chitin binding; chitinase activity. Gene Ontology annotation, cellular component: extracellular region. The record is from RefSeq and is a predicted model, not a curated record. NCBI's taxonomy places the organism in Eukaryota, Apicomplexa, Conoidasida, Eugregarinorida, Gregarinidae.